Messenger RNA from Ceratitis capitata (Mediterranean fruit fly), 1730 nucleotides. RefSeq lists its product as uncharacterized. Gene Ontology annotation, cellular component: nucleus; mitochondrial inner membrane. Bases 14 to 1591 code for a protein of 525 amino acids. NCBI's taxonomy places the organism in Eukaryota, Metazoa, Arthropoda, Insecta, Diptera, Tephritidae. Gene Ontology annotation, molecular function: single-stranded DNA endonuclease activity; metal ion binding; nucleic acid binding. Gene Ontology annotation, biological process: apoptotic DNA fragmentation. The record is from RefSeq and is a predicted model, not a curated record. The transcript is spliced from 2 exons.
CGCGAGUGUCGAAAUGAGUUUGGUCAAAUAUUCCGUGCCGCUACUAGUAACGCUUCUUUGCUCGCUAGUCUCAAUUGAGGCGGGCGUAGCGCAAUCGAAAAAUCGUGAAUAUUAUGGACCGAGUACACCAGCUAUAACGGUAACAUACCCUACGCCACCAUCACUAAUUAUAACGCAAGGACCGGAAACGAACACCACAGUUGAGCCAACAUUCAGCAGCAGCACGCUAACCACAGAUGGACCGGUUUUCUCAACAACCACAACACCAAACACUACCACUUCACAGGCGAUACCACCGCCACCGACUAAAACCACACGCCCCACACAACCACCACAUACGCCACCAACACCACCACCACCAACACAGCCACCAACACCACCUACAAAUGGAGGCGUCGUGGUCCGUGGCGACUGUGCCUUCGAUGUGAAUGGCGAUCUCAACGACCCAGCGCCAAUUUUCAUGCCACACAACCAACUUGAAUGGCUUGUGCCCAAUCCGGACGGUGUGGUGGAGUUGGGCAACGGUGCGCUUGUCGAUAUGUAUUGUAAUAAAUCAUUUGUAGCGCCAUUUACCAAUCGCACCAAGGUCACAGCGCAGUGUUUGCAGAAGCAGUAUUUCCUUGUCGAUGGCGUGAUCUAUCCGUUCUCUAACUUUAGCUGCACCGAUUGGCCGGCGUUUACGGCACGUCGCACUGGUCGUGUGUGUAAUGGCGGCACUGAUCUUCUGGAGGUAGGUUUCGAGCUGGAAGCAGGUUUCCUUCAGACAAUGGACAUCUGUCACGAUGAGGUUAAUGAAGUGACACGUUAUGUGCAUCAUGUGCUGAAUCCCUCCAGUGCUGGUUACCAACAUGGUGUUUCGCGUCCGCGCUUCAUAACCGGCGACUUCUAUAACGGUAAAAAUGUAGACAAUCUCUAUACGAAGGUAAAGCAAAAUCAAACCUUCAGCGAAAUACUCGGCAUGGAUGCAACGCCCUACUUCAAUGACACCAUAGACGUGUACUUGGCGCGUGGCCACAUGGCCGCCAAAGUGGACUUCAUUUUUGGCGCACCGCAAAAAGCCACUUUCUACUUUGUAAAUGUUGCGCCGCAAUGGCAGAUGUUCAACGGCCGUAAUUGGGAGCGUAUCGAGGAUGGUGUGCGUCGGUUUGCGAGUGAUCAGGCGCUGACGUUGGACUGCUACACCGGCACUUGGGGUAUCUCGAAACUGCCCGAUGUGAAUGGUGUGCCACAAGAGCUCUACUUGGCAUUCGAUGAGAACAAUAACGGUCUUAUACCGGUGCCAAUGUUAUACUUCCGUGUCGUCAUUGAUCGGGCCUCGCGCAAAGGCAUUGUGUUGUUGGGUGUGAAUAAUCCGCAUGCAACAUUGGAGGAGAUUCAAAGGGACUAUGUGAUUUGCAAAGAUGUAGGUAGACGCAUCACUUGGAUUAGUUGGGAUAAAGAGAACCUCGCGAAUGGUUACUCAUACGCUUGCGCAGUGGAUGAUUUUACAAGUGUCGUGAAGGAUGUGCCAUUGGAGAAUUUGCACACAACCGGUCUGUUGGGUGUGGAAGAGCUGAAAAUAGAAAAUAUACCAAUUUGGCCGGAACUUUGAAAUGAAAUAGCAAUGGAAUCACAUUAAUCAUACAAACACGUGAAACGCAAAGCACAAAUACUUUCAAAUUGCUUCAUGCUUGCAAUGCGCGAUUUCGUUGCGGUGCCAUUGAUUGCCAUAUGCUACGCGUAUAAGUUGA